AUGCACGAGAAAGUCUCUUGCGUCGUGAAUGAGAUUCCUUAUGUCCCUGAUGAUGUUUACCCUCUGCAUACGUUGGAUCACAAUCCAAACUAUGUCGACUGGGUGAUGCGAUACAACGAUGUCCUUGAUGCCGAUAUGCUGAAGAAGUCCCUGUCCAGACUACUGGAGAUUGGUGACUGGAAGAAACUUGGUGGGCGAUUUCGAUACAAGCCGGACGGCAUGUUAGAGAUAUUCGUUCCAGGAUCAUCCUCCGGACCCAGAGAGAAUGUAUCUUUCACACACAAUGUGAUUGAUUCUGCAAUUGGCGAUGACCCCGUGGCCAGCAAACUCCCAACGAGGACCGUCGGCCCAUCCCUCCACCUUGUCUCGCCCGAUUCCAAACCCUUCAAUAGCCGCGAAAAUUUCCCCGUAUUUCGCGACAUGACACAGAGUGAUAUUCCUCCGAUUUCUGUACACGUUACCUCUUUCCACGAUGCGACCAUUAUCGCCCUAUCCUGGCCUCAUCAAUUGAUGGAUGCUAUGGGUGGCAAAGCUUUGCUGGCUGGAUGGUCGGCAGUAUUGGCUGGACGGGAAGAUGAAGUUCCCGAAGUGAUAGGUGCCCGAGAAGAUAUUCUUCACCACCCAGAUAUUCGAAAGGAAGAGAAAGAAGAGCUCAUCUUAGAAAAGGAUCGUCUCAGUGGGGCCAGCCUGGUGUUGUUCCAGUUGCGAUUCCUUUGGGACUACCUCUGGAAUGGCACACGCGAAAAGCGCGUCAUCUACCUUCCAAAGGAAUCAUUCCUGAAGAUGAAAGCUCAGAUCAAGACUGAGUUGACUCAGAAUGCCACUGACAUCGAAAAUGCCCCGUGGGUCACCGAGAAUGACAUUAUUUCUGGGUGGGCAGCACGGUGCUUGGCUUUAUCAGAGUCCAGCUCUCGUCCAAUCACUGUCCUGAAUUUCUUGAACAUGCGCUUCCGGAUUCCGCUGUUGGCUAAAUCGACCGGUGUGUUUAUUCAGAACAUCUGCGUCGGGACAUUCACAUUCCUUUCAGCCAAGAUGGCCCGGGCGCCCCUCAGUGAAAUUGCAUUGGUGAAUCGGCAGCAUACUGCCGAGCAGGGAACAGAGGUGCAAGGUCGUCUGUUGAUGAACGGCAUGAUGAAAGAUAUCGAGGAAGGCAGAGAGCCUCGCAUUUUGUUCGGGCCCUCGAACGCUGUCUGCAUGGUUGUCAACAAUGUUAUCAAGAUCGAAUUAAUGAAGACUGCGCAGUUUGGACCCGCAGUGAUACGACAGGGCGAGAGCUCAGAGACCAGACGGAAUCCACCAGGUACCAUGAUCAGUUAUUACAACGAAUACCUCGAUCAUAUGUACGAUGCUUUCAACGCGUUCGUCAUGUUCGGGAAAGAUUAUGGUGACGACUAUUGGCUUGGUGGAGCGUUGUUGCCCAAGGCUUGGAGGGUUAUUGAGAAGGAGCUGGAAAAAUUGUAA
Messenger RNA from Penicillium salamii, 1461 nucleotides. The record is from the annotation of a GenBank genome assembly. Lineage: Eukaryota; Fungi; Ascomycota; Eurotiomycetes; Eurotiales; Aspergillaceae.